Coregonus sp. 'balchen' is the source of this 1871-nucleotide messenger RNA. NCBI's taxonomy places the organism in Eukaryota, Metazoa, Chordata, Actinopteri, Salmoniformes, Salmonidae. The record is from the annotation of a GenBank genome assembly.
CCGUCCACACUGGGCCUGUCUCACUCUAGAACUGUCUCCCUCUCUGCCUGUCUCCCUCUCUGCCUGUCUCCCUCUCUGCCUGUCUCCCUCUCUGCCUUUCUCCCUCUCUGCCUGUCUCCCUCUAGGCCUUUCUCACUCUCUACCUGUCUCCCUCUCUGCCUGUCUCCCUCUCUGCCUGUCUCCCUCUCUGCCUGUCUCACUCUCUGCUUGUCUCCCUCUCUGCCUUUCUUCCUCUCUGCCUGUCUCACUCUUUGCCUGUCUCCCUCUCUGCCUGUCUCACUCUCUGCCUGUCUCCCUCUAGGCCUUUCUCCCUCUCUGCCUGUCUCCCUCUCUGCCUGUCUCCCUCUCUGCCUGUCUCCCUCUAGGCCUUUCUACCUCUCUGCCUGUCUCCCUCUCUGCCUGUCUCACUCUCUACCUGUCUCACUCUCUGCCUGUCUCCCUCUCUGCCUGUCUCCCUCUCUGCCUGUCUCCCUCUAUGCCUGUCUCACUCUCUGCCUGUCUCCCUCUAGGCCUUUCUCACUCUAGGCCUUUCUCACUCUCUGCCUGUCUCCCUCUCUGCCUGUCUCCCUCUCUGCCUGUCUCCCUCUCUGCCUGUCUCCCUCUAGGCCUUUCUCCCACUAGGCCUUUCUCCCUUUCUGCCUGUCUCCCUCUAGGCCUUUCUCACUCUCUACCUGUCUCCCUCUCUGCCUGUCUCCCUCUCUGCCUGUCUCCCUCUCUGCCUGUCUCACGCUCUGCCUGUCUCCCUCUAGGCCUUUCUCCCUCUCUGCCUUCUCCCUCUCUGCCUGUCUCCUCUUGCCUUUUCUCCCUCUCUGCCUGUCUCACUCUCUGCCUGUUCUCCCUCUCUGCCUGUCUCCUCUCUGCCUUCUACCUCUCUAGGCCUGUUCUCCCUCUUCUUGCCUGUCUCCCUCUCUGCCUGUCUCCCUCUUGCUGUCUCCUCUCUUACCUGUUCUCCUCUCUGCCUGUCUCCUCUGCUUCUCCUCUCUGCCUGUCUCCCUCUCUGCCUGUCUCCUCUCUCUGUCUCCCUCUUGCCUUCCACUCUCUGCCUGUCUCCCUCUCUGCUGUCUCCCUCUUGCCUGUCUCCCCUCUGCCUGUCUCCCUCUCUGCCUGUCUCCCUUCUGCUGUCUCCUCUUGCCUGUCUCCCUCUAGGCCUUUCUCCUCUGCCUUCUCCUCUGCCUGUCUCCUCUCUGCCUGUCUCCCUCUCUUGCCUGUCUCCCUCUAGGCCUUUCUCCUCUUACCUGUCUCCUCUCUGCCUUGUUCUCCCUCUCUGCCUGUCUCACUCUCUGCCUUUCUCCCUCUGGCCUGUCUCCUCUCUGCCUGUCUGACCUCUGCUGUCUCCCUCUCUGCCUGUCUCCCUCUAGGCCUUUCUCCCUCUCUGCCUGUCUCCCUCUCUGCCUGUCUCCCUCUCUGCCUGUCUCACUCUCUGCCUGUCUCCCUCUCUGCCUGUCUCACUCUCUGCCUGUCUCCCUCUAGCCUUUCUCCCUCUCUGCCUGUCACCCUCUCUGCCUGUCACCCUCUCUGCCUGUCUCCCUCUCUGCCUGUCUCCCUCUCUGCCUUUCUCCCUCUCUGCCUGUCUCCCUCUCUGCCUGUCUCACUCUCUACCUGUCUCACUCUCUGCCUGUCUCACUCUCUGCCUGUCUCACUCUCUGCCUGUCUCCCUAUAUGCCUGUCUCCCUCUCUACCUGUCUCACUCUCUGCCUGUCUCACUCUCUGCCUGUCUCACUCUCUGCCUGUCUCCCUCUCUACCUGUCUCCCUCUCUACCUGUCUCCCUGUCUCCCUCUCUGCCUGUCUCCCUCUCUACCUGUCUCACACUCUGCCUGUCUCCCUCUCUACCUGUCUCCCUGUCUGCCUGUCUCACUCUCUGCCUGUCUCC